ACUACUUUAGUUUGCUAUCUGUAGCAUACAAGUUUUUCAAUUUUUUAUUGUGUAUUAUAAUUUAAAUGAUAAAUUUUACUAAAUAAUAGAGUAUUACAAUAUAUAAUGAAAACGUACAUAUUAAUAAUUUGAAACGAAUAUUAUGGCAUUGUUGGAAAAAGAAUGGUUUAUUGAAUCUCCGUGGGGAAGAAUAAGCAUUAUUGCAUGGGGAAAUUGCUAUGAUCCACCUGUACUGUUGUGCCAUGGUACAAUGGACUCUGCUGCAUGUUUUAGGCCACUCAUCAGACUGUUACCACAGAAGUUUUAUUAUAUAGCUAUAGAGUUGCCAGGUAAUGGCAAAUCGGACCCAUUCCCACGGGGCAUGGUACUAACACUAUAUGACUUUGUGUAUGCUGUUCAUGUUGUAGUGAACCACUUCAGAUGGGAAAAAUUUAUUAGUAUAGCUCAUUCAUUUGGUACAUCUGUUGUGAAAAUAUACAACUUAUGUUAUCCUGGCAAAUUAACAAAGAUUAUAGAAUUCGAUCCAGCAUUACAUAGGAUGGUGACCCCGGGAGAUUUUCACAGCUGGUAUCAAAUAACAUUUGGUGAUUUCUUUAAAAACUUUGACGAAUAUAACAUCGAUAUUGAAAAAACUGAGAAGGUGUCUAAGGAUGAGGCAGUUCAGAAUUCCAUGAAACGCCGACAUUUGUCAGAGGAAUGUGCUAAAGAGACUUUAGAGAGAAUUUCUAUACCGGCUGGUGAUGGAUUCGUGAGAUACACCUACGAUCGUCGGUUGAAAAUUUUACAAACGCCACCAUACACGCCCGAACACUACAAGGAUGUUUUGACAAGUGUCAAAACUCCGACUUUGUCUAUUAUAGCUCAAGACACGAUCGACUUAGGAUUCUAUAAACUGACGCCAUUUUUGCUGGACGAAAUGGCGUAUCCGAACCGCAAUUGUCGGAUUAAAAUUGUAAAGGGUUCGCAUGAUGUGCAUUAUAAUAAUCCGGAAUGUGUUGCAGAUUAUGUUGCUGAGUUUUUGAUGGGUGGGUUUAAAGCUAAAUUAUAGUUACGAGUAAAUAUAUUUUUUUAAUAUUUUUAUUAAGCUCUGAGCUUGCUUUUACCUAAUUAAAGGCAAUUUAACAUUAAAGCAACUUUAAAAAUAUGUUAUUGUUUCUGUGUCAGCCACACUAGGGUUGCAACUUUUUUUAGUAAUUAAAGUAAAAAAGUACAGGUACAGAAAAGAACAAUUUAUGUAAAAAUAUAUUAUUGCUUUUUGCAGUUUGUAUAAAAUUACUGUCUUGACUAAACAAUUGCACAGCAUCUUAUUCAUAAUCUUAUUUAUAUGUAUUUAAACAUCGAUUCCGUGCCAAUCGAUAAAUUCCGUUUAGCAAAAAAUUUACGACUAAAGAUGAAUAUCUUACGAAUUAAAGUGUUUUCGUAUACUCAAAAAGUAUAGAGAACAAUGUCCUAAAAUAAUGUAUUAUAAAGUACUGGUGGCGACUGGCAACCCAGUCAAAACAGUUGUGAGUUGAGGCUUCAACAAAAUUGGUCCUCGAAUUUCUGAAGGAGACGUGUAUAAUUUAGGUACCCAUUUGAAGUUGGUAUAAUUUUUAUUGCUAAGUGAACUAUAUAUGUAUUUGUGAUUUACUUUAGGGAUUUGGAGUAAACUAAAUAGCUUUGUAGUUUAAACAAUGACACCUGGGACCAUAUUUAGAGUAUUACAGCAUUGUAUUUAUAAAACUCUUUGAAAAAUAAUUUACUGUGUAAUAAAGACUUGCUUGAUAGGAAAAUCAAUGUGUCAGAGGUGAUCACUGUGAUAUAAUAGUGAUGAAUGAAGGAUUAUCCUUUGUAUUUGAUAUAUUAUUUUGUAUAAGCAAUGUUAUGUUAUGUAAAUUGCAUUUAUUUUCUUAUUAUAGCUGUUGGUGAAAUAGAAAUAUAUCUUAAUGU
Messenger RNA from Pieris brassicae (large cabbage white), 1929 nucleotides. RefSeq names its product serine hydrolase-like protein. The record is from RefSeq and is a predicted model, not a curated record. The transcript is spliced from 7 exons. Bases 143 to 1048 code for a protein of 301 amino acids. NCBI's taxonomy places the organism in Eukaryota, Metazoa, Arthropoda, Insecta, Lepidoptera, Pieridae.